Messenger RNA from Stegostoma tigrinum, 2697 nucleotides. RefSeq names its product gastrula zinc finger protein XlCGF7.1-like. The record is from RefSeq and is a predicted model, not a curated record. Lineage: Eukaryota; Metazoa; Chordata; Chondrichthyes; Orectolobiformes; Stegostomatidae. Bases 640 to 1500 code for a protein of 286 amino acids. The transcript is spliced from 3 exons.
CACUGUGCCAACUAGGACUAGGUCGACAAUACGCGUGCCCAGGAUGACCGGAGGGCUGCUUUGUGUGUCGCCUCUGCAGGCCGGUGAGUCGCGGUUAGAUGGAGAGCAACGUUCCGUGCAGCGGAAGGCUACCUCAACACCCAACACAGGGCCUCAUCCCUCAAGUUAAAAGCUGCGGCUGAUUGAGAUGGUUCUUUCCGGCCGCCAUCUUUAUCGGGCAUUGCAAGUGGAGGAUUUGCAGGCAGAAAACUGAGACCGAACCCCUCAUCACAAUCUGAAAGAAGCCAUCGAUUCACCUGGACUUGAAAUACCAUCAGUCUUUGAGUGGGGUACACAAGGAGAGGAAUUAUAGACAGGAAAAUCAAAGCAUUCGUCAUUUCAAAAUCUGACAGAUUUAAUCAAUUCAUCGGGAUCUGAAUAUCAUUAGCUUUGAAUGUGGAAGGUGAACAUUUCCAAGAACAGUAUGUCUGGAAAAGCACUGGAAAAAAAAACCCACCCGGGUGAGUGUGUUCUGGUGAAUUAACUGCGGGAAGAGCUUUAACCAGUUACGCAGACAGGAAACACGUUCUCAUCUAGAACCAACUCUGCACUGGAUUCAACUGAGAAUCUAACCUGGAGCCAGACGAGGACACCUGUGCCAUGGAGAAACCGUGGAAAUGUGGAGACUGUGGGAAAGGAUUCGAUUACCCGUCACAGCUGGAAAUUCAUCGUCGCACUCACACAGGAGAGAGACCGUUCAUCUGUUCCAAAUGUGAGAAGGGAUUCACACACUUAUCCAGUUUGCAGGCACACCAGAGAACUCACAGUGGGGAGAGACCAUUCACCUGCUCUGUCUGCGGGAAGCGAUUCACCCAGUCUUCUAACCUGCUGAGACACCAGCGGGUUCACACCGGGGAGAGGCCGUUUGCCUGUUCUGAGUGUGGAAAUGCAUUCACUCAGUUGUCCAACCUGCUGCAGCACCAGCGAGUUCACACAGACGAGAGACCUUUUAAAUGCCUAGACUGUGGGAAGUGCUAUAAAAGCUCCAGGGAGCUGUCAUGCCAUCAACGUGUUCACACCAAUGAGAGACCGUUCAGGUGCUCUCACUGUGGGUCUGGGUUCAGGCGAUCGUCUCAGCUCACUGAACACCAGCGAAUUCACACUGGGGAGAGGCCGUUCAGAUGUUCAGAGUGUGGGAAGAGAUUCACUCAGUCAUCCAAGCUCUGGAGACACCAGCGUAUUCACUCUGAUAUGAGAGCUUUUAAAUGCUGCGACUGCAAGGAGAGCUUUAAAAGCAGCAAUGACCUUCUGAAACACCAGCGCGUUCACACUGGUGAAAGGCUGUUCACAUGUUCGGAGUGCGGGAAGAGAUUCACUCGGUCGUUCACCCUGUUGAGACACCAGCGACUUCACGCUGGGGGGAAGCUGUUCAUCUGCUCCGAGUGCGGGAAGGACUCACUCGGGCACUCACCAUGUUGCAACAGCAGCGGGUUUGCUCAAGAGGAGAAGCUGUUCACCUGAUCCACGUGUGGGAAGGGAUUCGCUCAUUCUUUCCCCCCCCCCCCCCCUCCCGUUGCUGAGACACCAGCGGGUUCGUGUGAUUGCAGGGGUUGGAUUCCUUUUUUGUUUUGCUGCUGCCCAUCACGUCCAGGAGUGAACGUGGGGCUUAAUCCUAACAUGGAAGAAAUGCAUCCGGGCGCUCGUAGACAUAGAACACAACCUCCUUCACAACUGGAUUUUGAGUCGGCAAGAACAGUGGGGAGUGCUGCAAACGUGCUGUCAAACUAGCGACUGGGUCUGAAAGUAAAACAGCAGGUUUAAGUUGAUCUUCUAAUAGUGACUGUGGCUAUGGUCAUUUAUGGUCUGAGGAGUUAAAAUGCUUGCAUCAUAUUCCCUGAUUCUCCCAAAUGUAUGUAGGGCAAUAACAACAAUAGUUUUCAUUUAUAUGGAACCUGUCAGAUUGUAAAGCCUCUCAAGGUACUUUAGAGAUGAUCAAUAGCUUGCUUGAAGAGGUCAGUUUUAACAAGUAUUUUAGAGGAGUGGAGAGAACUUCUGAGAGGGAAUUGCAGAGCUUUGGGACUUGGUAGACGAAAGCAUGACGAACAAUAUAAUGGAGGUGUGGGAUAGGCAGAAUUGGAGGGAUGCGGGGGGAGCUUGGUGAGUCUUGAGGCCUGGAGGAGGUUCCCGAGACUGUCAGUGAGGUAGUGGCUGUAUCCCCAGAGCUUCAAGCACAGCACCGAAACAGGUCCUUGCAGUUCAUGAUCAGUGCUGUGAAGGAUAGGUCUGCUGCCUGAAACAGAAUGACAAAUACUGCACCCGUGGAUUUGCAACACAUCACCAAUUGGCACCAAGCUGGUCUGCAGCAGAGUGGGACAACAUGUGGCAUUAGUUUCAGGAAAGGGAUGAUGGAGAAAGGAGAACGGGGAAUUGGGAAGUCCAUUCAAAGCUCUCCAACUUCUCACAGUUUAACUGCAGCCCCGAGGCAGUAUCUGACCCGCUGCCUCAGUCUCUGGACAUGCCAGCCCGUCCCCUGCUAGUUAAAAUCUGCUUCUGCACAGGUUACAGAUGGGACAGUUUUUACCCGGACCCUCAGGGUGGUGAAAGCUGAAAGACAGCGACAGCUGAGAUCUGCGCAGAGGUAGCAGGAACUGCAGAUGCUGGAAAAUCUGAGGCAACAAGGUGUAGAGCUGGAUGAACACAGCAGGUCUAGCAGCAUCA